AUGGAGCCCCCAAAGAGCACUUACCCGGAGCUGCGGCCCCGCAGCCUCCGGCGCCCGAGCGAGGCGCUGCCCCGGCGCCCAGCCCGCGGGCGCUCGGAACGCGCCGCCGGAGCCGGGAAGGCUCUCCCCAAGCGGCCCACGCCCGGCGGCUGCGGCGCGGCCCGGCCAGCGCGAGGGGGCGGAGCCGAAGCCGCGCUCCGGGGCCGGGCUGGCUGCGCCCGCCGCUGGGGACGCCCCGCUUACUCCGCGCCUGCCGGCUGCCGCUGGAUCCGGCAUCACAUGGCCCGGCCUGCCCGCCGCCGCGCCCGACACCGGCUCCAGGAAGAAACCUGA
Molecule: messenger RNA, 333 nt
Organism: Rangifer tarandus platyrhynchus (Svalbard reindeer)
Lineage: Eukaryota; Metazoa; Chordata; Mammalia; Artiodactyla; Cervidae
Source: the annotation of a GenBank genome assembly